AAACCGGAGCGAACCGCUCACUUUCUAUAUUCAUGUCUGAGCCCUGAAGAGUGAGAACCGAGGCUUUAGACUUCUAGUCGCACUUUUAAUUCCCCUUCCUACAUCUUCAGUUGCUAUUUGCUGAUUCUCUCUCUAAUAUUUGCGCUCCCGAUUCAAUUGGGAAUGGCGGGGACAGGAAGUUCAAUGAUGAUCUCCUCUCUUUUGUUUACCUUGGUUCUCUCACUUGCAGUUAUUUAUAGAGGGAAGCUAGGAUCAUCUGAGGUGUUCACCAUUCUUGGAGGGUUCAUUAGUUCUCUACUAUUCCUUUUCUCCUUCGUUUUCAUUGGUAAUUUCCAGGAGUCUUGUGGCAUCAGAACUGGUUGGGGUGCUGUUAUAUUUUCCGAGAUAGUUGCUCUUGUUGUUGCCAGUACUGUUCACCGAGUUUGUGUCACAACAUGCUUCCUGUUCUCUGUUGGAUUGUUAUACGAGGUAUACAAGCUUUCAGGUAUGAUGCAAUCUAGAACUGAACUGAAAACCAAAAGACACUGAAACAAUGCUUUGGUUGGCCGACGCCUACAACACUGGCUACUCUUGGUAUUACCUGUUCAACUAAUGGGAUUGCUUUGCAAGCCCUUAGAUUAGAUACUCGCUCUUAUAGGAUUUGUGGUAUCAACAACUUUGUAGCAGCUGUUUUCACUGUUCUCAUCGCAAUGUCUUUUGUCAAAAGUUUUGCCUUUUAUGGUCACCCUCUUUACCCGAACAUUGGAAUUGGAAUUUGGAAUUGACCUUGAGUUAUGUUCAUCAAAGAUAUUAUUAAGAUUUGUCAUGUUA
Messenger RNA from Amaranthus tricolor (Joseph's coat), 810 nucleotides. RefSeq lists its product as uncharacterized. The coding region runs from base 163 to 528 and encodes 121 amino acids. Lineage: Eukaryota; Viridiplantae; Streptophyta; Magnoliopsida; Caryophyllales; Amaranthaceae. The transcript is spliced from 5 exons. The record is from RefSeq and is a predicted model, not a curated record.